Molecule: messenger RNA, 1795 nt
Organism: Choloepus didactylus (southern two-toed sloth)
Lineage: Eukaryota; Metazoa; Chordata; Mammalia; Pilosa; Megalonychidae
Gene: MALL
Product: mal, T cell differentiation protein like
Exons: 4
Coding region: 36-494 (152 amino acids)
Biological process (GO): myelination
Cellular component (GO): membrane
Molecular function (GO): structural constituent of myelin sheath
Source: RefSeq, a predicted model, not a curated record
GGGCGCGGCGCAGUGAGGGCGGGCAGGGCGACAGCAUGGCCUCCCGGGACCCGCCCGCCACCACCUUCGCGGGGCCCGACGUGCCCUCCGGGGUCGCGCUGCUCACGACCAUCCCCUUCGCCUUCAUCGUGCCUGAGCUGGUCUUCGGGUGCUGGGUCUGGAUCCUGGUGGCCGCCACGCAGGUGACGCAGCCCUUGCUGCAGGGCUGGGUGCUGUAUGUCUCGCUCACCUCCUUCCUCAUCUCCCUGAUGUUCCUCUUGUCCUACUCGCUGGGAUUCUACAAGAAGUACGAGUCCUGGAGGGUCCUGGACAGCCUGUACCACGGCACGACCGGCAUCCUGUACCUGAGCGCAGCCGUGCUCCAGGCCCACGCCACCAUCGUCUCCGAGGCCCUGGAGCUGCACAACUACUUCAUCAACACCACAGCCUCGUUCUUCGCCUUCAUCACCACCCUGCUCUACAUCCUCCACGCCUUCAGCAUCUACUACCACUGAGGCACGGGGGACGAGGCCGGCCGGGGGAGCCCUAAAACCCGGGCGACAGGCCCCACAGGUGCUUCUGGACAUUGGCCAGCUGGACUGGAGGCGCCCGCGGGGCCCACAGAGCGUCCUGCAGACUGAGAUGCCCCUCGUCCUCUCCGUCUGGCCGUCUCCUCCCUGCCUGAAGUCCGGGCACUGGGGUUCCCUUUGGCCUGGGAGAGUCCUCACUCCUGGGGUGACCUGACAGGGAGCGUGACCCCGAAAACCAGUACCCGAAGCCAACGCUGCAGAGAACCCCUGUCCCAGGCUGCACCCCGUCCCGCCGCGUCACCCCGCCCCGUGCGUCACUCCAUCACACCACAACACCCCGUCGGGGACGUCACCUCACCGUGGCCUCGUUUUCUGGGACGGAAACACGCCGUCCGCACCUGCGACCUGGUGGAGCCUCGCGCCUCAGUCCACUCCGUGGCUCGGCCUCGGCCCCCCAGGACGCGCCCCCUGCCCCCGCCCCCAACCUUUCCUUCCCAUUCUUGGGGUCCAGGGUUGCCCAGAGUCAGCCCUGAGGAUAGCUGUGGGGGUGCGUGAGUGACCGUGCAGAACCGUCGGUGAGGCCGGGCUGGGACGGGGGACGGGGCGGCAGGGCAGCCCCUCUCCACACUCAGGCUUCCCGGGCAACCGCGCGGCGUCCAGGCACCCCGAGACCCCCGCCCCAAGGAGGGGGAGCCACCUGGCCCUCCGUGGAGGCGACGGAUGACAUGCCCGAGGUCUCUCCUGGAGGAAAGCGUUGGGACGGCUCAAGUGGAAGCACCGCAUCCUGGGAGGGGGCUCCCCGUGGCCCCCCACCCUCCUUGCCUUCCGCUGCGGGACUUUGCUUUGCCCGCUGAGGCCUCUGGGAAGUGGGGGCCCCAGCUGGGACCGAACGCGCCUGGGGACCGUCUCCAAAAGCUGGCCUCACUCACACCGAAACGGGAAACCCAGGGGCUUCAUUUAAAGCAAACGUUUCCCAGAGCGAUGCCCUUUGGGGUCCCCUGUGGGGAGGGUCACCUCCUGCCAUCGUUCUGCCCUGUCACUUAGAGAUGAGGUACAUGGUUGUGUGAAAGGGGGCAGCCUCACGGCCUCGGCGCCUUCCGGAACUGACUCGGGUUUGCUCUGCCCUGGGCGGCCGGGGGCCCGGGGGGUCCCCGAGAGGAAACCGGCUCCGCUGCCCUGCACUGCUCGCUCUCCCGUCCCCCCAUCGCUUAUCGCCUGGCAGCUGUCUGGGGGCUACUGUCCCAGAGUCACCCAGUAGCCACAUCCAAAUAAAAGUUGUUUGUACA